AUGGCGUCUAUAACCAGCAGAAGAGGGCAGGCCAAGCCCCAGCUAAUGUCCUCAUCGACGCCUGUCACGACCACCUCCACACCCCACCCUUCGUCUCAUGAAGCUCCUCACUCCGCCGCACCGUCACACAAUGGGCCGCAUCAGCAAAGAACACAAUUCGGGACGAGGAGUGGGCAGAGCGAGGAGGCAGAAGGAGACGAGGUAGAUGAAGACCAGGAGGAAGGCGAUGAACUCACGGAUGACAUCGAGGAGCCCUCCACGCCACCAUCCAUCACCCUAUUCCCCCCGGAACCUUCAUCCUCCACCACGUCCGUCAACACCUACAACUCCCUGCUCUCCGAAGAUGACGAAGACGAUGUCCACGACGACGCCGCAAACGGCACCGGCUCAAUCUACUGCGCCGACGACGCCGCCACCCCCGUCGUCCUGCCCCCCCGCUACCGCCCAGCCGGCCUGGUGAUCCCCGCCGACCCGGCCCUCCGGCCCUCAGACCCCUACACCUUCGGCCGCCUCUUCCCCUCCCUCGACCGCCUGGCCAUCCGGCACGACGACGCCUCCGCGGACGGCAACAUGAACCUGCGCGUCGAGACCGUCGUGGCCCCCGGGAUGCGCUCCGGCUCUCUCGCCGGCCCCGGCCCCGUGCUGGGCCGCAGCCGCCGCGCCGCCACCGUCCAGCUCUUCCACCUGCGCAUGCACAACCUCGCCCGCCGCGAGUUCUCCCUCCGCCGCUACUGCCGCGACUCGGGCCGCGAGGUGUGCGGCUGCAAGCGCGCCUACGCGACCCAGCCGUCCCCGUCGCCCGCCGAUUCGUCGGCCGGCUUCCCCCGCUCCGUCUCGGCGGCCCUGCGCUCCGUCAAGACGCCCUUCCGCCGGCCCUCCUCCUCUUCCUCGUCGUCUUCGGGCUCCGCUGCUGGCUCCACGCGAUCCUCCUCCUCUCUCUUCUCCCGGAGGCCGUCGACACGGGGCAGCCUGGCCACCACGACGGCGCAAAGCGUUUCCCCCGGCAGUCGGCGCGGAUCGACCGACUCGGCUGCGAGCUCGCUUUCCGUCGCGACAUCGCAGUCCCCGCCGCAGCCGGCCUCGCUCCUCGUCCCCACCGACACCAUCAAGCUCGAGUUCAGCAACUACGCGCGCGUCGACGUCCGCCGCCACGGCGCCAGGCGCUACGAGUUCGAGUGGUGGGGCCACGAGUACGCCUGGAAGCGCUCCGUCGACAAGACGCUCAACACCGUCUCCUUCCACCUCGUCCGGGACGGGCACGGAGACCCCGUGGCGCACAUUGUCCCUGAGGUGAGGAGUCCGAACCAGGUCAGCGCCGAGGACCGGGCCGGCGGCUGGAUUCCUCCGUGCUACAUGUGGAUCAGCGACCCGGCGGUUGUCGAGGCCAUGACGGACGUAGCCGACAUCAUCGUUGCUACGGGUCUCAUGGCCUUGGUCGACGACUGCAUCAGGGACCGCUGGCAGGUCAAGAAGCCGGCCCCACUUGUCCCCGCCCGGCCCCACGUCGCCGACGCCGGUCGGUCCAGGUCCGCCGUGCGCGACUUCUUCUCCCGCAGACUGUCGACGCAGCAUUCCCACAGCCCGCUGCGCGUCGCGAGAACGCUGACUGUUCACUGA
Hirsutella rhossiliensis is the source of this 1617-nucleotide messenger RNA. RefSeq lists its product as uncharacterized. The transcript is spliced from 2 exons. The record is from RefSeq and is a predicted model, not a curated record. NCBI's taxonomy places the organism in Eukaryota, Fungi, Ascomycota, Sordariomycetes, Hypocreales, Ophiocordycipitaceae. The coding region runs from base 1 to 1617 and encodes 538 amino acids.